AUGGACGUGGUGAAGACACGAAUGCAAUUGCAGAGCGAGCUGGUGCUGCGGAAGGCCGGCCAGAGCCGGCAGAUGACCCAGGUCUAUCGAGCCCCCUACAAAAAUGCCCUCCAUGCCUUCUACAAGAUCUGCAGGGACGAGGGGGUUCGGGGAAUUCAGGCGGGACUGCUGCCGGGUAUCAUGUACCAGAUUUUGAUGAACGGGACACGUUUGUCCCUGUUCGCACCUGUGCAAAAAGUCCUUGGCGUCGAUGUCGAGAACAAGGGCAAGAUUGGUUUCUUCUUCCGGAACCUCGCUGCGGGGGCGGCGUGCGGGGCGGCGGGGGCGCUGAUCGCGUCUCCCGUGUUUUUGGUCAAGGCCCGGCUGCAAAGCCAGUCGAAGGCGCACAGCCUCAGGACGGCUGGGGGCGGGGAGUUUCGGUGGGUGCGAGGUGCCGUGAGCGCUGCUCUGCAAGGCUGUCGGUGCAGCCCAAUCUGUAAUAGGUACCGAGGGACGUGGCAUGCCUUUACGGAUAUCGUACAAAAAGAGGGGCUGCGCGGGCUGACCCGGGGCACGAGCGCGUCCGUGAUGAGGGUUAUGGUUGGGUCCGCGACCCAGCUGUCGGUGUACUCCUCCUGCAAGGCGGCCGUGCUGGGAACGGGCUUGUUCGAGGACAACGUCUACGCGUAUCUGGCCUCGAGCUCAGUGGCCGGGCUAGUUGUCACCACGACAAUGAACCCGUUGGACGUGGUUAGCACAAGGCUGUACGCUCAGGGGACCGGCGUGGCAGAGCGAUACACGGGGCCCCUGGAUUGCGCCGUCAAGACCGUCAGCGCCGAAGGGUUCAGGGGGCUGUACAAGGGCUGGACAGCGCAAUACUUUAGGUUGGGGCCACACACCAUCUACACGUUUCUGUUCUGGGAGCAGUUCAAGAAGCUGGCGGAUGAAUGGGGCUUGUGACGGCGAGCCAGCAGUGUUUGAAUAUCUCCUGUCGGCGACAGCAUCCGCGGCUUCCCCCCGAUGUCAAGGAUCCCGGCAAGACAUAAGGUUCUUCUUGGUAGGAGAAACAAGGCGUAAAAGGCUCCGCUUGACGCGGGGCAGAUAAUUGCCUCCCCCGAGCCCAACCUUCAUUGACCUUCGGGGGGCUUUGUUGCUGUCGAAGACCGAUCGCCCGCCGUCUCUUCCCCUUCCUCCUCGGCUAGAGAUCCACCCCAAUCUUUUCGUCGUAGGCCUCCGAUUUUGUUUCUCGGUGCUGGGGCUGUCGACGUAAAGCUCCUUUGUUUGUUGAGCGUCUCUGGGUGCCUGACUGUGAGUUUUUUCAGCGUAGUCGGAUGAAUGUACAUGCAGCAAGCGUCACUUUGGUGCGCGUUUGUGGCACUUUUCUCGUCUCGAAAGCUUUUUUUUGUCGCGGUAGGCCAUCAGCCUACAUCCACGCUGCGGGUGCUGAGAUCGGCGGACUACUUGUGUGAUUUCGUCGCCAACGCGAUGGCCAGGCGACUGCACUUUAGGUGUUCUAUGAGGAUUUAGCUGUCGGGGAGAGGGGGAGCACUAUGUUUGCUCCUGUUUUGGAGAUGGUGUACUGUUGUCUCUGCAACCUCUCGUCAAAAUGGAGCACGUGGGUCAAAUCAACACGGCUCCGGCGGGUGCUUUCAUGCCCGACUCUGGCGAGUGCAUCCAUUGCUGGUUGUGAUGAGGCACUUUGGUCUGGGGUUCAGGCCCGCUGAUCGAUCUCGAAGUGUUCGUCAUGCAAAAAAACGUUCUUCGAAGUAACAGGUAGGGCGCUCGGGCAGGUGGUUCGAUCCGCCGAUUUGAUGCGAACUUUUCCCAGUGCGGGUUCCGGGAUUUGUUAUUUGAUCCUCUGGUCUCCUAUUCAUCACGGGUGUUCCGCAUUGGCCGUGAUCGGAAUGCUCGACAUGGAUUUGCUUUAUUUCCAACGAGGAACAGCUUCAAGCAUCGUGAGUCAAAACAGAUCUGUUUCCAUCAUUGCCUCAAUAGUCAUGAUUGUUGCCGCGGAAGGCACAACAGCAUCUUAGGUAGAUCCACCUCCGGGUGGGUUCGAGAUGUAGACUAAGUGGCUUGUUGAUCUUCCAUAUCGACCGGUUCUCUCUGUGCCUGGUUGUUGUUGCCGCGGAGCGCGUCCAACCCGAUAUUUGAUUGUCUUGAUUCCUAAGGGAGCAGGGGGUCGUGAAGUCACCGAUGGGCUCUUGCUGGCCUGUUUCCCUGCCGACACUAGUGCAGGAGUUGCGUUUCGAUGGCCACACAAAAGUGGCCGGCCGGGACCGAAUCGCGUUUUUCCUCACCAGAGAUUUGGCCACGCUUUUUGUCGGGUUGCCUUUACAACACAGACAGCAGCAGGUGUUGGAUGCGACGGCCUACAGCUUCUUUGUGCGGCGCGUUUAUGUGACGAGAGGACGGCGUCGCAUGACCUCUGCUGAACCCUUGCGUGAGUGACGGUGCGUUCCUAGUAGCAUACCAACCCCUGACCGGU
Messenger RNA from Ectocarpus sp. CCAP 1310/34, 2467 nucleotides. NCBI's taxonomy places the organism in Eukaryota, Phaeophyceae, Ectocarpales, Ectocarpaceae. The record is from the annotation of a GenBank genome assembly.